This is a messenger RNA of Ilex paraguariensis (yerba mate), 1327 nucleotides long. The record is from the annotation of a GenBank genome assembly. Lineage: Eukaryota; Viridiplantae; Streptophyta; Magnoliopsida; Aquifoliales; Aquifoliaceae.
GAGGAAAUGAGAGUCCUAAUUUUGGCGCACAAACAGACAACGAACACCGAGAGAACAUAGUUUUGGGGUCAGUUUUUCUUUCAUCAAUUGUCAGGUAGCUACUUCCCAGGUCCCUUCUUCUGUCCCCUCCUCCUCUCCCUAUAUUGGAAUCUCAGAUUUUGGGGGACGAGAGAGAGAGAGAGAGAGAGGAAGUGAAUCUGUGAAUCUUGGAGAGAGAAAGAUCUGACAAAUGCGGACCGCACCGUUAGGAGGAAUUUCAGUGAACAGUCUCUGUGUCUCCCUCAAUUCCAAGAACUUGCCUUUCUUUCCUUCUAGGGUUUCUCAUGAAUCCUCUUUCUCUCAUCUCUCCAAAUCAGGGCUUUGUAGAGCCAGUCAAGUGGUUGAAUUAUUCUCAACUGUGUCGCCUGGGAUUGUUGUUCGGGAGGCCAGGUUAGAGGACAGUUGGGAAGUAGCCGAGACUCACUGUAGCUCCUUCUUCCCCGAGUACUCAUUCCCUUUAGAUUUUGUGUUAAGGAUCGACAGGUUAAUCGCGAUGCUAUCUGGAUUCUCGGUUCCAAAUGGUUGCCGGAGAACUUGUUUGGUUGCUGUGAUUGGAAGCUCGGAUGAAGAUACCUUUUUCUGUGGAAGUGAAGAUUUUAAAAUCCUAGGUUUUGAUGCAAAAUUUAGGCUGAAUAAGGGAUAUGUAGCUGGGAUAUUAACAGUGGAUACUGUGGCCGACUUUCUUCCAAGAAAAGGACCACUUCGGCAGAGAAGGACAGGAAUCGCAUACAUAUCGAAUGUUGCAGUUCGGGAAAGGUUUCGACGAAAGGGAAUAGCCAAAAAGCUCAUAGCAAAAGCAGAGGCUCAAGCACAAAGCUGGGGAUGUCGUGCCAUUGCAUUGCACUGCGACCUUAGUAACCCUGGGGCCGUAAAAUUGUACAAAGGCCAGGGUUUCAAGUCUAUCAGAGUGCCAGAAGGAGCAAAGUGGCCUCAACCCAAGACCUCACCUGAUACCCUCUUCAACUUCAUGAUGAAGCUCCUUCAUACACCAACCAAUUCUUAAAUGCUUUAGGGACACCAAUUAUCGAUAUACAGAUGGCCGUCAAAAGAAAGGUAGAAUGUUUGGGACAAGUAAAUAUAUAACCUGGGGGGAUAAAGUGGCGAAUUCGCAACACUUAGUUGUAGCUGUGAUGUUAAAUUUGUGCAAAUGAAUUUUAUGUUGUAUUAUAAAUGGCAUUUGAUCAAGGCCAGGUUAAAAUGGUUAUCUAGUCUGGUUGGGCAUGUAUAGUAUUCACUUGCUUUCCUCUUUCUUCCUCAAUCCCUUUAAUUUAGUUUAUGUUAUGGUUAU